Molecule: messenger RNA, 1232 nt
Organism: Solea senegalensis (Senegalese sole)
Lineage: Eukaryota; Metazoa; Chordata; Actinopteri; Pleuronectiformes; Soleidae
Gene: mrpl3
Product: mitochondrial ribosomal protein L3
Exons: 10
Coding region: 129-1157 (342 amino acids)
Biological process (GO): translation
Cellular component (GO): mitochondrial large ribosomal subunit; ribosome
Molecular function (GO): structural constituent of ribosome
Source: RefSeq, a predicted model, not a curated record
UGGUCAUGUACAGGAAGUAGCCAGGGUGACAUUUACUGUAAACGAAGGCAUGGCUGUGCUGAAGUUGUGAGAUCCAGUUCAUGUGGAACCGUUAUAUUUAUGUUUAAGUGUGUACAUUGAAGGGCAAAAUGGCGGUGUGGAGCGUUCGGUGUCUACUUCAGCGGGGAACUCGUCUCGUUUCUCUCCGAGGAGCAGCAGCUGAAAGUCCCCUCCAGCUGGCGGGUUGUAUUCGGACAGUUAAGACCACAACAUGGUUUGAGGAACACCUGACAGAAGACAAUCAGGAGUACAUGAGAAAGAGUAUGGCAGAGGAAUACAGAAAACAGACUGCUGAAAAGCUUAACCCCCUUAAAGAUGAACCCUGGCCACGACAGGAGUGGGCAGAGGGGAGUCGAAGAGUUGGCUUAGUGGCUGUAAAGUUGGGGAUGGCUCCCAUCUGGACGAAAACAGGAGAAAGACACGUAGUAACAAUGCUGCAGGUGCAAGACUGCCAUGUGAUAAAGCACUUGUCAAAAGAGGAACAUGAUGGAAACUCGGCUGCUCUUGUUGUAGGAGGGAAAAACGUGUCACCAUUCCAUAGGUCUGAAGAGCAAAUGGAAAUGUUCAGGAAUGCAGGAGUGCCACCAAAGCAGAAGGUCACCAUCUUUAACGUCACAGACAAUGCCAUUAUCAAACCAGGCACUCCUCUAUAUGCAGCACAUUUCCGUCCAGGCCAGUUCGUGGAUAUCACAGCCAAAUCCAUUGGUAAAGGGUUCCAAGGCGUGAUGAAGCGAUGGGGGUUCAAGGGUCAGCCAGCCAGCCACGGCCAGACCAAAACUCACCGUAGGCCAGGAGCUUCUGGACCUGGAGGGGAUCCAGCCAAAGUUUUCAAAGGGAAGAAGAUGCCAGGCAAAAUGGGGAACGUCUACGUCACAGCUUUCGGUUUGAAGAUAUGGAGGGUCAAUACCAAGUACAACGUGCUGUAUGUGAACGGAUCUGUCCCCGGCCACAAGAACUGCUUACUGAAGGUCAGAGACACUAUUCUGCCAACCAGAAGCUCCACACUGAUCAACCCUCCUUUCCCAACCUACUUUACUGAAGAGGAAGGUGACCUUGAUGAAGACCUGUACGACGGCAACUUGUUUGCUCACACAGAGCCGUCAUUAACACUGACCUGACCACACACACGAAAAAUGUCACACCGAAAUCUGUUAAGUCUGUCUGAAUCUUGUAGUAAAGAAUAAUUCUGUUAA